UGUCCAGAUUCGCCCAUGCGCAGUGAAUGCAACUGGUCCCAGUGUUUGCUGGAGGCAGAACCACAGAGGAACACAGUGAGUUGUCUGAGACAGUUCGAGCUGAGGGAGACGACGCGUGCAACAAGUAUCAUGGCUAAAAUGUUUUGUGGAGUCCUGGUCCUUGCAGUGAUUCUCAGUGGUCUGGAGGCAGCAAGACCAGCUGUCAAUCAGGAGCUAACCACCCUUUUCAAUGAGCUGUGGAGGUUGGAUGUGAAUCGGUUGACGCCUGGGAUAGACUACACCGUAUCUGUCCAGGGCAGAGCCAAUUAUGUGAGCCCGGGCACCCACGUUGUUCAGGACCGUGCCUCCCAGCCCUUGUUCUCCAACGUAGAUGAGAUCAAAUUGAAUAACAUCACCACCACCUCCCGGCUCAUGACUCUGCUGGACAACUACGAGCGGUCCACAGGCGUGGCCGAGCGAGUCACAGCAGAAGAGCAGCGUGAGACUGAUCUCUUCCUGGAUGCCGUCUUACAGACAGAAGUCAUGAAGCGAGCUCAUCAGUACCUGGUGAGUAAAGGACAGUCCAGGUCUAACUUGAGGCAGUUUAAGGAUCAACUGAAAUUGAUCUGGUUCAACCUUUACCACAGACAGAGAAACGCAGGCAUGGACUCCUGUGGAUUCGAGCAUGUGUUUGUUGGAGAAACUAAAUUUGGAACAGACAUCAUUGGGUUCCACAACUGGAUCCAGUUCUACCUGCAAGAAAAGAACAGCAACUUGGACUACAAAGGAUACAAAGCCAGCGCCCGUGACUUACCCGAUCAAGACGACCAUGUCCUCAACCUCCAGUUCAGCUGGCACAGCUUGGUGAAGCCUGUUGGCAGCGCCUUCAUCGGGACAAGCCCUGAGUUUGAGAUGGCCAUCUUCACCGUCGUCUUCCUCAUGAGCACGGAGAGGAGCACCAAGGUGCUGGUCACCAUCGACCAGUGUCAGUUGGAGCUGGUGGUCUACAGACGAGGACGCUCCCUCGACACAGCGUACCCCAAACUGCUCAGCAGCAACAACAGACAUGUGCAGCAGCACUCACACUGAAGGAACGUCUGAAAACCACCUGCAUUUAAUGGUGUCCAGCAUCUAAAGUCUACAUGUACAGGAUCCCUGUAUCCCAAUAACUGUUAGUUUAAGAUGAUAAUACACAAAUAAAAACAUAAUCAUGAAAAUUAUACUUUUUAUUCUACACACGGCUACUUUAAAUCACUUCUUUGCAACCAUGUAGUUGAUGUAAUCAGUUAAACCUUGAAAAAUACUUUCACCUUCCAAAAACCUACAUUACCAGUGUUGACGUUUUUGUUGUUGUUGUUGUUGCACAUGCUGGCAGUAAUAAAACAUACAUUGGUAUUA
Molecule: messenger RNA, 1377 nt
Organism: Pleuronectes platessa (European plaice)
Lineage: Eukaryota; Metazoa; Chordata; Actinopteri; Pleuronectiformes; Pleuronectidae
Gene: endouc
Product: endonuclease, polyU-specific C
Exons: 8
Coding region: 16-1068 (350 amino acids)
Molecular function (GO): RNA endonuclease activity
Source: RefSeq, a predicted model, not a curated record